AAUUAUGCGCUAUUGCAGAAGAGCUAAAAACCCAUCAUUUUAUAAAGCACAGUGUUCUUUUUAAGAUUUGUAAGAACUGACUCGCUGAAAAGACUUCCUUUGAUUAUGCAGAAAAAAAUAGUGUCGCUUUGAUCUGAAUUGAAGGUGCAUUGUUAUGUUUAUGAGCAGUAUCUUUUUCUGAGAACGUGACAUGAAGAAUAACAGGUGAGCCAUGAAAUCGCAUUAUAAUCUGCUCGCUGCGAUCGGUCACAGGAACAGGUAUAGACCAUGAUGUACACCGUUACCUAACCUUGGCAUAAUUUAUCGCUUGGGUAAUUUUCCGUUUGGAUGUUGUGUUGACGACGCAAUUGGUGUGAUAACCACCAUAUAAGAAUCCGAGAUAUUAGUAUCUAGAAGCUAUCGAAGGAAGCGCUGCUCUGGGAAAAUAAACAUCGCUCAGAGAUUAGUUAUGUUUUAUGCCUAAACACAAUGAGCAGUGUGGAAAAUCUUGUGAUGGAAUCGAUGCAAAUACGGUACACACGUUCUACGCGAACUUGGAGGAUUGUUGCAGUGGUGGCGUGUAUUAUUGCGAUUGUCAUGACGGCUUUGUUCCUUUGGCAGGUUUUAAAAAAUGAUGAAGAAUGUGCAAAGUGUGGAAAUGGUUAUGACAGAGCUCCCCCGAAGAAGAGCGAACCGGAUACGUAUGGCUCACCUUGCCCUAAAACACCAGGAAAGCUAAUGGCCUUAUCUGAGAAACUACCGGAACAGCUCUCUACGGGGUUGAAGAAGAUCGCUGAUUAUAUAAGCUCUCGUGUUAACAAGACAGUAAACCUUCCUGCAAUAUCGGCUAAUAUCUUCUAUCAAGAUCGUACUCUGUUGAGUCUUCAUAAAGGAACUAAGGUCACAACACGCGAAGACAUACCCGACGAUCAAACCAUUUACCGAAUUGGUAGCGUCACGAAAGUAUUCGUAGUGCUUAUGGUGUACAAGUUUUACGAGGAAGGCCUGAUAGAUUCCCUCGACGAUCCGUUGAGCAAAUACGCUCCAGGAUUUUACAUUCAAAACCCUUUUACUGGAGAAAACGUGACGAUAAGACAGAUAGCAAGUCAAAUGUCGGGGCUACCUCGAGAGGCGCCAUGUUUCUUUAUUUGCCGUAAUGAUACUUCGGAAGAGCAGUUACAACUUCUUAAGAACCGCAGUCUCAUACUGCCUCCAGGAUCCAUGCCGUCUUACAGUAACCUUGGAUACGCCUUGCUCGGGAGAUUGCUGUCUGAGAAUCUCCUACAGAAUCAAACGUUUGAGACUUGGGUGAAAGAAAACAUUCUGAAACCUUUAAAUAUGACACGCACAGGAUUUGAAAUCACAGCGGACGUGCAGCAAAACAUGGCAUUUCCGUAUUCGCCAAACGGAGAAAUAAUGCAUUUCAUGAAUAUUUAUUGGGUUGCACCUGCUGGCCAAAUGUAUUCAACGCUCGAGGACAUGACGAAGCUCGGAAUGACACUUGCACAACCGUCAAAACAAACCCUAUUCCGGCCGGCGUCGCUCUGGGAUAUGAUGUCCGCUGCGGAUAUCGCCCCGGAUGGGACCACCAUUUGGGGGGCUCCAUGGGAGAUGGAACUCCAGGAACAUUUUAUAGUUCGGCAAAAGGGUGGAGUCAUUGACUCUUACGAAGCAUACCUCUCGGUCGUUCCUGAGUUACAGCUGGGGGUAAAUCUGUUCAUAAGCACAUUUCAUUUCGUCAAAGGAGGGCCAUCUAUAUCUAAUAGAAUGAUUCACGACAUCUAUAAAAUUCUUCUUCCAGUCAUGAACCAAACUCUGGUUGAUCUGGAGGGUUCGUCCAAAUUUCCAGUGGAUCCGAAGCCGUACAUCGGAAACUAUUCCGUAAACAUUUCAGAUGUGCUUUCACAUGAGGUGACCACAUACUCGGUGGAGAUUACAGUUCAAGAUGACGUCCUUCAAGUACGCUUUAUCAAUCCUCCAUAUCAGAACUUCCACAUUGUAUACAUUGGAAAUAAAUUGGUUUUCCAAGCAGAAUUUAAAUGGCCUUCUUCUUCGUGUUUUUCUGAAAGGAUGGGUAGUUAUGACGACUUACACUUUUUAUCUUUCGAGGAGAAUGGCGUUUCGCCCGGUUUCAAAGUCCCUGGGAAAGCGAUGAUAGCAACUCGCGUUUCAUAAUGCCGUCGCGAAGAGACAGCUUAUCAUCAAGGAAAAAUUUGGAUUUUUUUUUAAGUUCGUCAUUUUAAUCUGCUGUUAUCCUCUCCUUUCCAGAGUCAUUUUUGUCUCUGCUUGUUAUAUUAGAACCCUUAUUGCUGAUGUAAUAUAUUGUGGUCUCCUUCGAGUGGGGGAUUUUUCAAGGCGCAAAUAUCUGUAGUGCCUUAUUACUUUAACGAUAAAAGUCUACCGUAGUUCAUGCGCGUAACAGCAUUUUAUCAGUAAUACUAUCAUUAUUAUUAAUAUUGUUAUUAUUAUCAUUUAAUAAUUUUCGAUCGCUGAACAUGAUCAUAUUAAGAGCUUAAAUGUGGAAAUUUGUAAACUGUAUUCACGAUAGUCAACGACACAGUUGUGUCAGUAUGCGCAAAACUUCCUUUGUUUACAUCAUUGCAUUAUACUUCAAUUCUUGAAUGUUCUCUCCACUUAACCGUGAAGGCGCGAAGAUUGAGAACUCAUUAAAGGACUGUAAAUACAUGGAAAAACUGUUGAUUUAUCAUUGACAUUAUCGAGCAGUUGUGCAAUAGUUCUCCUGAGAAUAUUCAAUACUUGAC
Molecule: messenger RNA, 2741 nt
Organism: Pocillopora verrucosa
Lineage: Eukaryota; Metazoa; Cnidaria; Anthozoa; Scleractinia; Pocilloporidae
Product: putative beta-lactamase-like 1
Source: RefSeq, a predicted model, not a curated record